Thamnophis sirtalis is the source of this 5113-nucleotide messenger RNA. It is a transcript of the gene SGO1, whose product is annotated as shugoshin 1. Gene Ontology annotation, cellular component: chromosome, centromeric region; nucleus. Gene Ontology annotation, biological process: meiotic chromosome segregation. The record is from RefSeq and is a predicted model, not a curated record. Lineage: Eukaryota; Metazoa; Chordata; Lepidosauria; Squamata; Natricidae.
AAGCGAAGCUUUGGAGGGGAGAAGUUGAAAACAGUAGUAAAGAGUUAACGGCUGUAGAGUCCCCGAGAGUUGCCGCGUGCUUGUAUCCCUGCAGUGAAGAAAAAGGCUGUUGUGGGAAAGAACACGAGCCGUGCGCCCAAAGGGAUGUUGAGUUGAGUUCGAUUUUCUUAAAGACGCGGGCGAUCCCUCGGGCAUGCGGGCAGUGGUUGCGAAGAGCACAGUCGGAAGGGAACGGAGGUUGGCAAAACUUUGGCCACAUGAAGACAUCAGGAAGGGAAGGAAUUGAAUACACAACAUAUUCCAAUCUAUCUCUUUUACCUGGGAAAUCAAAGCUGUUUCCAGAAUUAGCUGGGUGAAGAACAAGGGACUUUAUGCAAUUGGCUGUUUUCUUGAUCCCAGCUCAGAAUUAGAUCUGAAUGAAAUAUGGCGAAAGCUUUGAAAAAGUCAUUUAAGGAUAGUUUGGAAGAUAUAAAAGAACGAAUGAAAGAAAAGAGAAAUAAAAAAUGGGCAAGGCUGGGUAAAGCAAACCAAGUUUUACCUAUUAAAAGUAAAAUUGCAGAUAAUUCUGUGGCACAGUUGAAAAACGUCCAAGCAAACAAUCGUGCUUUAGCUUUGGCUUUAGAAGAAGAGAGGAGUAAAAUGAGGGAAGCACACGAUAUCAUAUUGUGUUUAAAGAAAGAGUAUCAGAGCUUGAAGUUUCAGAAUUUUGACUUACAAAGAAAGCUUAAGUUACAGCAAGAAAAACAACAUGCUGAGAAUGGAUUCAUGGUAGUGAAGAAGAUUAUUUCUAAAGUUGUUCAAGAUCUACUCAGUGCAGCAAAUAUUCUUGAUCCAUUAAAUGUCUCUUCUGCUAAUAUUAAUACAAUUCAGUAUAACUCCAAACCUGAGGAAUGUGCUUCUGGAAGUUUAAAGAAGCCUGAUUCUUUGGCACUUCUAAAGCACAUUCUUGCUGUAGAAGUAGGUAAAGAAGAUGCAGAUGAAAUACAAGAUAAAGUGGAAAAACUUUAUUAUUAUUCAGAUUGUCACUUAAAUUUCUGUGAUGACAUUGAGAAUACAGCUUCAGUGUCUCACACAGAUACAGGUUACCAGAAUUAUUCCUGUGAAGAUCAUCCAGAUCAUGUAAAUUCUGGAAGCAGAAUUAUUUCAGUUGAUGAAGACAAGCAAACUGAUUAUUCUGUAUCUAAAAAUGUUUCUACCCGUCGUCGUUAUUUAAAAAUUAAUUCCCUCAGUGAAGUCUUUGAAUCAGAUGAUGGCACUCCAGCUAUCAGUGCUGAUCUUUCAUGUUCAAAGAAUAAUAAUAAUGAAAAUUCUGAAGAAAUAUCUAUUAGUCAGGAGGACAAGCACAGUGUAAACAUUGAUAAAUGUGAAUCAGAUAUGCAAAUUGAAUCUGAUAAAAGUGAUUCAGAUACACAAAUUGAAAAGGCCACAGCUUUUUCAGAACAAAGUAAUUUUAAUAAUAAUGGUGGCUUUAAAACUAAAAAAGGGAAGGGUCAGAAGAGAAAAUUGGUAACCACAAAAAAUGUGCCCAAGGCAAGAUCCAACAAAGACAAAAACUGCAAUAAGCAUGCCGGACCUAAACAAAAAGCAAAUACAUCCAUUCCUUCCAAUGAUGCUUAUGAUUUUAUUAGUGAAGAAUCUGUUCAUAUAACACCUUUCCGGCAAAACAAACAAAAUGAACAUGUUGAUGACAAAGAGUAUACAAAAGGAGAAAUAUGUAGUGGUGAAUCGUCUGUUUCAGAAGAAGAUCCUAACGAUAGUCUCUAUGUGCCUUACUCAAAAAAAUCAAAAUCCAAUGAAACUUUAAAUACUGGAUCAGAUGUAAUCCCACUACGCACAAAAUUACGAUCCAAGAAAACUGUGCCUGAGCAACAUGAUAUAAAUCCUGAGGGGGAAAACAGGAAUACUAAGAUAUUUGAAUCUUAUUUGGAUGAAUCAUCUGAGGCACUUCAAAAACAUCAUCUCAAUGAUAUUACCAAUGUUGCAUCAACUUCUUACCAAACAAGAAUUUCUUACCUAGCCUUGGGUACCAUAGCAAAAGAUGCUACUCACCAAAGACGUAGAAGUACUAGUUACGUGAGUUAUAAGGAGCCAAGUCUCAGUGGGAAACUUAGAAGAGGAGACCCGUUUACAGAUACCAGCUUUCUGAACUCUCCCAUUUUUAAAGAGAGAAAGAACAACAAAUCCAAAUCUCUUAAUAAAAAGAUGCUGUCCAGAUACAAUGAAGCAUUUGUUGGUUAUUAAGAUACUCAUAGAAUAUCCUUAGCUUCUCAUUAAUAUUAUGCUGAAAGUAUAUUAACUAAAAUUCUGGAGAUGGAGCUUUUUGCAUGUUUCUGAUCUAGAUUUAUGAAUAUUGAUAAUAUUUUAUAUCACACAUCCACUGACUUCCAGAAUGUAUCUAUUCAGAAAGAUGUGAAUAACCUAUUGUCAUUUUAAUAGGAGCUACUUCCUGAACGUGAUAGAAAACAAUAGGUUUGAAAUGCAAUUAUCAUUUAUUUGCUAACAAAUGCAGUUUAUUUUAACAGUCUGUCAUUAGAAAUAAACUAUUGUACUUUCUAAACUAUUAUUUAUAUGUCAUUUAUAAUAAAAACAUGAAUAAUUUUGAUUAAAGGUAAUUUGGUUUAAUUAUCAAUGAUAGUUUCAAUCUCCAUAUUUUUGCAACUAUUCUAACAGUUUGUAAAAAAUAAGCUGAAUAUGUUAACUUGUAGGAUUAUUAGGAAUAAACACCAGUGAAUACUAGUAGUUCUGAAUGAAUGUGAGUUGGCUUAUAUUUCACAGCUAUCCAACUUCCACAUUGUCAUAAGUCUUGUGUGAUGUGAUGUAUCAAGUUAUAUGCUAGUAUUUUUAUUCAGUUAUUUCAAAGCAACUAUUAGUCUUCUAAUAGCACUUACAGCAAAGAGAAAGAUAAGUAGAAACCUAACUGUAUUUACUUUUAGUACAAGAAUUUCAACUAAUAGUUAUAUCCAAAAUUGUUUUUUUUUCUGGUCUUUUGUGUCUUUAGAUUGUAAGCCUAUGGUAUCAGUGAUUUAACUAGUUUUUCUAAGUAGAUAUCUUUUAAGGAAAAUGUAAAAGUCAUAAAUAACAUGUUUUGAUUUCACUUGAAACUUAUAUUAAUCUGUAUGAAAUCUCGAAAUUCCAUUGAAUUUGCUACUGCACAGUGAGUUCCAGUUCUUAUUACCUGAAGGUGUUAUAGUAUACUUACAUUCCAUUUCAUAAAAUGAGGGUACUCUACAAACAAUGAGUAUGUCUGGUAUUUUUAUAUGCAAAUUACAAAAUAGCACACAAGAUCAAUGUUAUACAUAUAAUUUAAAACCAUUUUAUACCAGUACAAUAAAUAAUUUUACAAAUGUAAAAUUUCAGUUAAAGUAUUUAAACACAUACUGUGUAUAACUUUAUUGCACAAUAUCUAUGAAAAUAAUCUUUAAAUUAGGAACCAAAAUGUUCUCAAUAUAGAAGAGACUCUAAUUUCAAGACAAUAAGAAUCUUUGAAAAUAACACUUUCACAGGAUAUCAAGCUUUAGAGGUGACUCUGUUGGCCCAGUUUACAAAAUACAUGAAAAUUACUAUUUAAAUAUUCUAAAACAAAGUUGCAUCAUUGUACCUUAAAUACAAAGCUCAUUCUGGUUUAUAUAAAGCGCUAAGGCAUUUCUAUAUUUCUAUUUUAUCUAUUAUGUACCAUUUCCUUCUAGCAAUGUUCAUCUAAUCUGAAUAAAACAUUACUAUAGGCAUUGUGCCAAAAAACCUCCUUUGUAAUGUCAUUUGUUACCUUCUAUAAGUUUACUAGUGAAAUAUUUCAGCAUGAACAGUGUGUGUUUGUAUGUACAUGUGCAUGUACACACACAUAUACAUACAUAAACAUACUAGGGGUAUUUUACUUUCCCCUCCAGUGUUGAGAUACAUUGUAGAAUUGAGUGGUUAAUGAGUAUGGCUUCCCUAAUAACUAAUGAUAUGAAAUGAAGUUUAUUUCUUAUGUAUAAUGUAAGAAAUAGCUCAAAUAUAUAUGGAAUUAAUAACAAAAUUCAAGUUCCUAAUUUUUAAAAACUGGUAUUAAUCCAAGUAGAAAUUAACAGUGGGAUAAAGCUCUACUCAAAGCUGCUUUUAUAAAUUAUUUUAUCUAUGGCAAGACACAAAAUUAUACUCUAUGUGGCAUUGGGCUGGAUGCAGUCAAAUUUUGAGCUAACCACUAAAAUCUAUCAAUCUUGUUAGUUGUGUCUUCAGAUUUUAGUAUGUUUCCCAUCACUUUAUAAUGCAAAUAUCUAUAGAAAAACUGCAUAUCAGCCUCUAUUACUAAGUGGGAGAUAUUCUCAUCUACACUAAAAUUAGAUAUGGUUUCUUAUCAAUCAGGUAUUACUGAUUCCAUUGCGCAGUUUAGUAUACAUUCUUCAAUGAUGUAUGCUUUAGUUCAGGGGUCUCCAACCUUUUGGAGGAAUCAUACCUCAGGGUCCACCAAAUCCAUAAUUUUAAGUCCCGCUGACCCCUGGGGGGAGGGGAGGCUCAACCGCCUUUGGGCCUACAUGUCUGCUUCUGCAAGACCUCCAGGUGGGAGGCCCAAGAUAAAGCACCUUGUCCCAGGCACACAGCCUGGAAACCUCUUGUGUCCCUUCUCUCAAGACAUUUGGUCAAUCUGAAGGAAAACAAACAUGGACAGACUGACGGUGGCUUGCUGACAUUGGUGGGAAAGUCAGUCCCCAAUUUCAGAGUUGUAGUAGUCACAGGACUGGCCCAUUGGUCAUCCUGAAGCAGCUCCAUCACCCAGGUGUACCAGUUGGUGACCACUGCUUUAGUUGUAUAUGCAUUUAUCAAAAUAUACCCUACUCGGGGGUAAGGUCUAUUUGAGAAUUCAAAUUAUUGUCCAUUCCACCCACUCAUUACAGCACCUACUGUAUUUUUGCAAAAUGGCUUUCAUGCAUAAAGAUCCAUACAAAUCUAUAAAGACAAAGCUAUUGCUAGAUUGGGUUCAAUAGUAGAAAUAGUACUUUUCUAAAUCUACUAAAAGACUAAGCAACAGUUGGGAGCUUAAUACAAAGUCUGAUGUUCUUUUCAGAACUUGACCUAAGUGAAAAUGAUGCUACAUUUUCCUUGAAAUGCAAAUAUUAGGAGCUAAGGUCCAAUCUGA